AUGCAGACCAUUAAAUGUGUUGUUGUUGGUGAUGGUGCAGUUGGUAAAACUUGUCUUUUGAUUUCAUACACAACCAACAAAUUCCCUUCUGAAUAUGUUCCCACUGUAUUUGAUAAUUAUGCUGUCACUGUUAUGAUUGGAGAAGAACCUUAUACACUAGGCUUGUUUGAUACUGCAGGUCAAGAGGAUUAUGAUCGCCUUCGUCCACUUUCUUAUCCUCAAACGGAUGUAUUCCUCGUUUGUUUUUCAGUUACUUCACCUGCUUCCUUUGAAAACGUAAAAGAAAAAUGGUUUCCCGAAGUUCACCACCAUUGUCCUGGUGUACCUUGUCUGAUUGUGGGUACACAAAUUGAUUUGCGUCAGGAUCCUGCUGUAUUAGAAAAGUUGAAUAGACAAAAGCAGAGACCUAUACCUUUUGAAGCAGGCGAAAGAUUGGCUCGUGAAUUGGGUGCAGUUAAAUAUGUUGAGUGUUCAGCAUUAACACAAAAGGGUUUAAAAAACGUAUUCGAUGAAGCUAUCGUUGCUGCAUUAGAGCCUCCUGUAAAGAAGAAAUCAAAGAAAUGUACUAUUUUAUAA
Molecule: messenger RNA, 576 nt
Organism: Rhizopus microsporus ATCC 52813
Lineage: Eukaryota; Fungi; Mucoromycota; Mucoromycetes; Mucorales; Rhizopodaceae
Product: cell division control protein 42
Exons: 4
Coding region: 1-576 (191 amino acids)
Biological process (GO): small GTPase-mediated signal transduction
Molecular function (GO): GTPase activity; GTP binding
Source: RefSeq, a predicted model, not a curated record